CUGGUGCUUGUAGCAUUCCAAUUGAUCUGAUCGACAACACCUAAGCCUCCACACCAAUCACCAAUCACUUACAGCCGCAUAGGAGGAACACUGACAACAGUCUCCUAUCUCGGAUAUCUAGGAUGUAUGGAUGCGAGAGUGCUAUCUCUUCCUAUUACAGAUAUUGAUAUAUGUUAUUGAUUCCCGAUAUAAUUCGUUCCUAACCGUCGCCGUUCUCUAUUUCCCCUCGAAGGCCCUCGAAGAUCCUCCUAUACACCCUAGCUAUCAAAUUACAUUGCCAACGCCAACGCCAACACAACUGUUCGAGUUUAUAAAUUCGCCAUGGAUUCGGCUACUGCCACGAGCGUGGAAACGGAUACGGGGACAGCUCCGCUUCGACGGGUCGGCGCCGCGAGCGGGACUAAUGGUAACGCCACGGUCUCGAAUGGGGAAACAAACAGGGAGAAAAAGACAUUUGCGUUCAAAAAGUAUAGGCAUGUGACUGCGGUCCACUCCGAAUCGAGACCUUCCACCCUAAGCCAUGACGCGAGAGCCCCUCCUAGCUUUCUAGGGUUUAGGAACCUGAUGGUUAUCGUACUUGUGGUGGGAAAUCUGCGAUUGGUGAUCGAGAACAUGCAAAAGUAUGGUAACCUAAUAUGUCUAACGUGCCACGACUUCCGGCGGAAAGAUAUCAUUCUUGGCUUCCUACUAUAUAUACUAGUACCUUGCCAUCUAUUUAUCGCAUAUUCGUUCGAAUGGUACGCUGCCAAGCAGGCACGCAUCUCGCUCGAUCAAUAUGUUAGCAAAGGAGGAUCAUCGAGCCCGACAGAAGACCAGCAAGCCAAAUUUGAGUCUAAAUGGAGGAGUAUCCGUAGGGCUCAUCUUUUCAACGCGACUCUGGCUCUAGCUAUCCACAGUUGGGUCGUCUACUUCCAUAUAUUCCACCCUUUGAUCGGAACUAUCACAGAGCUUCAUGUUAUCAUCGUUUACAUGAAGGUUGUAUCGUACGCUCUCACAAAUAGAGAUUUGCGACACGCGUACCUGCACCCAGUUAAAGGCGAAUUGGCUCUGUUGCCUGAGCUAUACACUCAGUGCCCAUAUCCCGAGAAUAUCACUAUGGACAAUUUGGUUUACUUCUGGUGGGCGCCAACGCUGGUAUACCAGCCGGUGUAUCCUCGAUCGGAGAAUAUCAGAUGGUUAUUUGUCUUGAAGAGACUUGGCGAAGUUGUUUGCCUGAGCGUCUUCAUAUGGUUUUGCAGUGCGCAAUAUGCUGCUCCGGUCCUAUGGAAUUCGCUGGACAAGAUCGACCAUUUGGAUCUAAUUUCGAUUGUCGAACGACUCCUAAAGCUUUCUACCAUCUCGCUUAUCAUCUGGUUGGCAGGUUUCUUUGCCCUGUUCCAGUCAGCUCUGAACGCAUUGGCCGAGGUCAUGCGGUUUGGCGACCGUGCCUUCUAUGACGACUGGUGGAACUCAGCUGGGCUAGGGGACUAUUGGCGAUUAUGGAACAAACCUGUCUACCAAUUCAUGAAGAGGCACAUCUUCUCGCCUCUAAUAGGUAGGGGUUGGAGUAUGAGGUUGGCUAGCAUUGCUGUAUUUUUCGUCUCAGCCGUGUUGCACGAGCUGCUUGUUGGAAUACCCACUAAAAAUAUCAUUGGUGUUGCAUUUAUGGGAAUGCUCGUUCAGAUCCCGCUAAUCUGGGUCACUCGGGUCUUCGAGAGAAUGCAGGGACCCAAUGGUAGGCUCAUCGGAAACUGCAUCUUUUGGGUCUCCUUCACAGUCCUCGGACAGCCCUUCGCUGCGUUGGUGUAUUUUUACGCCUGGCAAGCUAAAUACGGUUCCGUAGCUAAGAAGAUGGCGUCCAACCAAUCGACAGUAGCCUUUGGUUAAGCAAUACUCAAAAUAAACAGGAUACGAAUUAUGCGGUUUGGGAAUCGAAAAGGAGGGAAAGGUGUUUCUGAGUCGUUUUCAUUAAUUGCCCUCCUGGAUACCCGAAACGGUGUCUCGGGGGAGCCGGUUCGUAAUAUCGAUAAAGCAUAGAUGAGCAAUCUUGAGAGUAAACGAUUACUCGAGCGGCCUCUAAUAAUAGUCAUGUUUCUCUACUUCAUAUAACUACCUAGAUAUGUAUAAUGUACAUGGCAUCAGAA
This is a messenger RNA of Annulohypoxylon maeteangense, 2123 nucleotides long. RefSeq names its product MBOAT, membrane-bound O-acyltransferase family-domain-containing protein. NCBI's taxonomy places the organism in Eukaryota, Fungi, Ascomycota, Sordariomycetes, Xylariales, Hypoxylaceae. Gene Ontology annotation, cellular component: endoplasmic reticulum membrane. Gene Ontology annotation, biological process: triglyceride biosynthetic process. Bases 322 to 1866 code for a protein of 514 amino acids. Gene Ontology annotation, molecular function: diacylglycerol O-acyltransferase activity. The transcript has 5 exons. The record is from RefSeq and is a predicted model, not a curated record.